GCGCCUGCGCAGACAGUUUGUAUUUGGUGAAGCAGAUGAUGAGUUCGUACGUUUUAUGCAAUAUUUCAAGUAUACUUUGAAAUAAUUAAUAAAAUGCAUUCUAUUUCUGAAAUAGGUACCAAUGUCCCAGCUUUCUUGGGAAAGCUAUGGAAAAUGGUCGAGGACCCCGAAACGAAUGAUUUAAUAUCAUGGGAUUCGGAUGGUCUAAGUUUCGUCAUCAAGGAUGAUAACAGAUUCGCACGUGAACUUCUGCCAAUGUACUACAAGCAUAACAACUGGUCCAGUUUCGUGCGACAGCUUAACAUGUAUGGAUUUCACAAGAUAACAUCACCUGACUCCGGAAGUAUGAAGGUAGAGCCUCCAGAUGAGAUUAAAUUCUCACACCCUUGCUUUGUAAGAGGUCAUUCCUACUUGUUAGACAACAUCAAACGGAAGAUUGGUCUGAGCAAGGUGUACCCGAACCAGCCUGGGGAAAAGUAUAAUCUCAACAAGGUUCUGGCUGACAUGCAGCAGAUGAAAGGGCGUCAGGAGAACAUGGACUCACGGUUGACUGCCAUGAAAAUAGAGAAUGAGACGCUCUGGCGGGAGCUAUCCAUAUUGCGGCAGAAACAUAUCAAACAACAGCAGAUGGUCAAUAAGCUGAUCCAGUUUCUUGUCUCUAUCGUACAACAAAACAGCUUCAGCGUCAAAAGGAAGUAUCCGAGGAUGAUAGUACACAACAAGGGUGCUCGCCUCCGCCAGGAAAACACCCUACAAGACACCAACAGUCCUAUUAGUUCUCCUACUGGUCCUGUUAUUCAUGAGUUGGAAUCUGCGGAGGCAGAAACACUGCUGGAUGGUGUUGUAGAAGAAACAGAAACUGAGACAUCUCCAGAAGAUGUCACUGACUAUUUCUUGACACAGCCCAGUGAAGAUAUUGACGAGGUAGUUGUCAAUGCAGAUGUGCCUGGUGAUGAAUUGAUCCUUGGCAUGCCGCAAAAUGUACUGAUAGAAAACCGUCAUCACAAGGAUUCCAGCGACAAUACAACACGAACAACAACACAUUUAUAUGUUCCAAAGAAAGAACCGCAGAUAAGACCAAAAAUAUUAAAAGUAAUCACAUCUAAACAGCCAAAAAAACUACAGAGGAACCAGAUCAGAGUGGGAUCAGUAGGACCUGUGACAUCGGAGAGUUCUCAUCAGCAAAAAGCCACAGCCGUACAGCAAAAUAUCAGGGUGAAUCCACAGCAAACUACAAUCAGUUUACAGCGGAUAGGUAAUAAUAGGCAGAAGAUUAAACUCAAUGAAUGGCAACUCCCACAGAAGAAUCAACAGCAACUGUUGAUUAAAAAACAACCUGUACAGAGUAAACAACAGCAGACACUGCAGAAAAGGAAACAGCAGCCAGAGGGAAAUUCACAAUUCGUAUUAAAAAAAAAAAAAAUCAACAAGUAUGGGUCCACUACUACCAGUUCUGAUAUGAUGGCCGAGGUAUAUGCUGGUGACACCACGGACUUCAGCAUUCCUGUGGUGGUGGAGGUGCCUCCCCUCGGGGACACUGUUCAACUGGUCUCCCCACAAGCUCCACAGGAUCUGCUGCUCGCCUCCCCCUCAGUGACGUCGCACACUGAACCUGCCCCCUCCCCUGUCAUCACAUCUCCCACACCCAGAAGUGACAUGCAGGUGGCAUGUGUGGAUGACUCUCAGGUUAAUGGCACACCGCCUUUGACCAGGUCUGCUGUGUUUUUAGGUGAAAUGGAUGAUCAUUUAGAAAAUGUCCAGACAGAUUUGGAGAACCUGAAAGAGCUUUUACGGAGUGAGGGUAUCAGUCUCGAUGCAAAUGCUUUACUAGGGUAUUUCAAUGAUGACCUGUUAUCAUACAACUUGUCAGAUCCAGUGUCCAGUGAGGAACCCAACAACAGCAAGGAAAGUCCUGGAAAUGAACUUAUGACCUAUAACCCGUCACUGUUUGACUUGACUGACUUGAUGGGAUCAGAAUGGAAUCUGCCGACUAGUCCUCCUCCUAAUGAGAACCUUCCUGCCGAGGAUUCGUUUGCUGAAGUGAACACUCCCCAGUUCGUUCCACAGAGUCCAUCGUUCCCCACGGCGGCCAAAAAACGGAAGAAGUGAACACUAGUACAUGUUAGCGUAACUGUCUGGGUGCUCAGUUCUGUCAAUAUCACCCUGUGUACAUAACAAAACAGUGUUGCCUUCAGGUCCUGCGUGAGGAUUGCGAGGCAUGAUCAUCACACCCCUCCCAACACGAUGUUGGAGUACAAUGAAGUUUGAAGACCAAUGCAAAAUUUGUAUUGUGCAGGUCAGAUGCAAGAGGUCACAGAGGUGCAGGUCACAAUCUAUAAAUAAAUGUACUUUUGUUAAACAAGCCAAAACAUAAAAUUUUGUGGAUAUAAUCCAACGGAAAAGCUCACAUCUGGAACACAUGUUGUGUUUAAAUGUGGGUAAUGAUUAAUUUAAGCUUUAUUUUAUUUUCAUGACUUUGUAUAGUGAUAUCCUUAGUGAUUUUACACACUGGUGAUAGUUUUACAGUUUUAUUUUUUUUAACAUUCAUUGUCCAUUUUUGUUGUCAAAAGUUGGAUUUUCUUAUUAGAAUUGGUUUAAAAUUCCAAUAAAUUGUAAAACACAGCACA
This is a messenger RNA of Homalodisca vitripennis (glassy-winged sharpshooter), 2627 nucleotides long. It is a transcript of the gene Hsf, whose product is annotated as heat shock factor protein. Gene Ontology annotation, biological process: regulation of DNA-templated transcription. The coding region runs from base 94 to 2109 and encodes 671 amino acids. Gene Ontology annotation, molecular function: DNA-binding transcription factor activity; sequence-specific DNA binding. Lineage: Eukaryota; Metazoa; Arthropoda; Insecta; Hemiptera; Cicadellidae. The transcript has 12 exons. The record is from RefSeq and is a predicted model, not a curated record.